Leptosomus discolor (cuckoo roller) is the source of this 3041-nucleotide messenger RNA. NCBI's taxonomy places the organism in Eukaryota, Metazoa, Chordata, Aves, Leptosomiformes, Leptosomidae. The record is from RefSeq and is a predicted model, not a curated record.
AGGUUACCUAGGGUGAAACAAAAUUACAGGCUUGGAGACUCUGGAAAAGCUCAGCAUCAGCAUUUGAGAGCCGAAGCUUGCAAAUUAUGUGAUUAAUCUACAAGUUGAUAUCAUGAUGUCAAAAUACAGUUCGGGAAGCAUAAACGCAGAGACUGCGGAAAUUAAAACGUAGGCUGUGCUGGAACAAAAAUGCAAUGAAAGAAACACUGGAUGAAUGAAUGAAGAGCCCUGCUUUGCAAUCCCUCAGCAUGGCGGGACUGCAGCUCAUGACCCCUGCUUCCUCCCCAAUGGGUCCAUUUUUUGGACUACCAUGGCAACAAGAAGCAAUUCAUGAUAACAUUUACACGCCAAGAAAAUAUCAGGUUGAACUGCUUGAAGCAGCUUUGGAUCAUAAUACAAUAGUCUGCUUAAACACUGGCUCAGGGAAGACUUUUAUUGCAGUACUACUCACUAAAGAGCUGUCCUAUCAGAUCAGGGGAGAUUUCAUUAAAAAUGGAAAAAGAACUGUAUUCUUGGUCAACUCAGCAAAUCAAGUUGCUCAACAAGUGUCAGCUGUCAGGACUCAUUCAGAUCUUAAAGUGGGAGAGUAUUCAAGUUUAGAGAUAACUGAAUCAUGGACAAAAGAGAAGUGGAGUCAGGAGUUCUCUAAGCAUCAGGUUCUGGUUAUGACAUGUCAUGUUGCUUUGACAGUUUUGAGAAAUGAAUAUUUAUCCCUGUCAAAUAUUAAUCUUCUGGUGUUUGAUGAGUGCCAUCUUGCAAUCCAGGAUCACCCAUACCGUGAAAUUAUGAAGAUCUGUGAGGAUUAUCCAUCAUGUCCUCGAAUCUUGGGAUUAACAGCUUCCAUUUUAAAUGGGAAAUGUGAUCCAGCUGAGUUAGAGGAGAAGAUCCAGAAACUGGAGAAAAUUUUAAAGAGCAAUGCUGAAACUGCAACUGAUUUGGUGGUCUUGGACAGAUAUACUUCUCAGCCAUGUGAGAUUGUUGUAGACUGUGGACCAUAUACUGACAAAAGUGGGUUGUAUGGAAGAUUACUAAAGGAACUGGAUGAAGUGCUUACUUUUCUAAAUGACUGCAACAUAUCUGUACAUUCAAAAGAAAGAGAUUCUACCUUAAUUUCGAAGCAGAUAUUGUCAGACUGUCGAGCUGUGUUGGUUGUUCUGGGACCCUGGUGUGCAGAUAAGGUAGCUGGGAUGAUGGUGAGAGAGCUACAGAAGUAUAUCAAACACGAACAAGAGGAGCUGCACAGGAAAUUUUUAUUGUUUACAGACACUUUCCUAAGGAAAAUACAUGCACUCUGUGAAGAGCACUUCUCGCCUGCCUCACUUGACCUGAAAUUUGUAACCCCAAAAGUAAUAAAGCUGCUUGAAAUCUUGCGCAAAUAUAAACCAUACGAACGGCAGCAGUUUGAAAGUGUUGAAUGGUAUAACAAUAGGAAUCAGGAUAAUUACGUAUCUUGGAGUGAUUCUGAAGAUGAUGAUGAGGAUGAAGAAAUUGAGGAGAAAGAGAAGCCAGAGACUAAUUUCCCAUCUCCCUUUACUAAUAUUUUAUGUGGAAUUAUUUUUGUGGAAAGAAGAUACACAGCAGUUGUUCUAAAUAGGUUGAUAAAAGAAGCUGGCAAGCAAGACCCGGAACUGGCUUACAUCAGUAGCAAUUUUAUAACUGGACAUGGCAUUGGCAAGAACCAGCCUCGUAACAAGCAGAUGGAAGUAGAAUUCAGAAAACAGGAAGAGGUUCUUAGAAAAUUUCGAGCACACGAGACCAACUUACUUAUUGCUACUAGUAUUGUAGAAGAGGGUGUUGACAUACCAAAAUGCAACUUGGUGGUGCGUUUUGAUUUACCCACAGAAUACCGUUCCUAUGUACAGUCAAAAGGGAGAGCUAGAGCACCAAUUUCCAAUUAUAUUAUGUUAGCAGAUACAGACAAAAUCAAAAGUUUUGAAGAAGAUCUUAAGACAUACAAAGCAAUUGAGAAGAUCCUCAGAAACAAAUGCUCAAAAUCUGUUGAUACCAAUGAAACUGAAACUGAACCCAUUGUUGAUGAUGAUGAUGUAUUUCCACCCUAUGUGUUGAGGCCAGAUGAGAACAGUCCGAGAGUUACUAUUAACACUGCUAUUGGACACAUAAAUAGGUACUGCGCUAGAUUACCAAGUGAUCCAUUUACACACCUAGCUCCCAAGUGUAAAACCCGAGAACUUCCUGAUCAUACGUUUUACUCUACUCUGUACCUGCCAAUCAACUCACCUCUACGAGCUUCAAUUGUUGGUCCUCCAAUGAGUUGUGCAAGACUGGCUGAGAGAGUUGUAGCUCUUAUUUGCUGUGAAAAACUGCACAAAAUUGGUGAACUGGAUGAUCAUUUGAUGCCAGUUGGUAAAGAAACGGUUAAAUAUGAGGAGGAGCUUGAUUUACAUGAUGAAGAAGAAACCAGUGUUCCAGGAAGGCCAGGCUCUACAAAAAGAAGACAGUGCUAUCCUAAAGCUAUUCCAGAAUGUUUGAGGGAUAGUUAUCCCAAACCUGAUCAGCCCUGUUACCUGUAUGUAAUAGGAAUGGUGUUAACAACUCCUCUACCUGAUGAGCUCAACUUCAGGAGACGAAAGCUAUAUCCUCCUGAGGAUACAACACGAUGUUUUGGCAUAUUGACAGCCAAACCUAUACCUCAGAUUCCUCACUUUCCUGUGUAUACUCGCUCUGGAGAGGUUACAAUAUCUAUCGAGCUUAAAAAAUCUGGUUUUACUCUGUCUCUGCAAAUGCUUGAGCUGAUAACACGACUUCACCAGUACAUUUUUUCACAUAUUCUUCGUCUUGAGAAACCUGCACUAGAGUUCAAACCCACAGAAGCUGAUUCAGCCUAUUGUGUUCUACCUCUUAAUGUUGUUGAUGACUCCAGCACUUUGGACAUUGACUUUAAGUUUAUGGAAGACAUUGAGAAAUCUGAGGCACGUACAGGCAUUCCCAGUACACAGUAUACAAAAGAAAUGCCUUUUAUUUUCAAGUUAGAAGAUUACCAGGAUGCAGUUAUCAUUCCACGGUGAGUACUGUAUACAUAC